Messenger RNA from Rhinocladiella mackenziei CBS 650.93, 768 nucleotides. RefSeq lists its product as uncharacterized. The transcript has a single exon. The record is from RefSeq and is a predicted model, not a curated record. Lineage: Eukaryota; Fungi; Ascomycota; Eurotiomycetes; Chaetothyriales; Herpotrichiellaceae. The coding region runs from base 1 to 768 and encodes 255 amino acids.
AUGGCUCCUCCAGGUGUCGGGUCGCCCUCCAGUGGAAACAAUAAGAGUCAUCGCAUGGUCAAAUCUCGCAAUACGUUCGCCGCUCCACCAUUAGCUUGCCGACCCAAACUCUUCUGCUGUCCUGUCGCCGAAAGGAAUCCGGCUCACUUGCCACGAUGCUUCGUCAAUCCAGGUCGUCAUUUGAUGAACAACCAAUUGCGAUCAUUCCUCGAAUGCGCCGAUGACGCCGAAUAUACUUUUCCGAAAUGUGAAGUAUCACACAUUGUCGAAGUGACCACCAGAGUGCUCCAUAAUGAUAUGUUCUCACCAUCUCACGGCCGUCUCAAACAACAACAAUGGAACAUUCCAACGAGUAUCCUUCCGGGCGAUCCGAUGACCACUACCACGCCACCACUGGACCACGAUGACGAUGAGGGCAAUGGAAUGGCUCUUGAUGAAGAAGUCUCGCAAUGUUCAAUGAUUCUAUACAGUACAUACCAGAGCAUGUCCACGAGAUACUUCAUUACACAAAACAGCAACAAUGUCUGGCAGGCUCCUCCACAUUCUCGACACUACCGUGAGACCCACCCAGAGCCGAACCAAAUCAAGACUGGAAUUGAAAGAUAUAUGGAAAUACCACCGUUCAAGACCAUGCCGUACACCUCGGAAAGUACUUCGGGAUCAUCCAACGGGGGAAUAGGUGGUGCUCGACCAUGGAUCCCGUCAUGCAGCAUUCUGUUGUGGUGCACCAAGCACAACAAUUUCUACGAGGUGCAUGUGCUGUCCUAA